AUGCUUGCCACAUACCUAGUUCUUGCCGCACUGACCUUGCAUCUGAGACUCGUACAGUCGCACACAGGCCACAAGACAGCAAUGUUCUAUGUCAACAUCGGUAUCAAUGGCCCUGGAGAAGUUGCGCCACCCAACAUGUCCCAUCCAGUUGUCGCACCUUUCCAGAUCACCGGCCCAUCGAACCAAGAAUACCCAGGCUCUUUCUGUCUACCGCAGGUGCCCCUGGUGCCCAACCUUACGUUCAAUAUCGGCGACAACAUCACGAUCCAAGUCAUCGAGACUGCUCAGCACGGUGCAGCCAUCUACAACGUGUGUAUCCCCUCAUACCCGCUUCGAACCAGUACUGACGAGACUGUUAUANNGUGUGCAGAUGUAACGCUCGCAGAUCCAGCCGACGUGCCAGAAGUGAACGCAUCCAACUGCUUCAAUUCCUCAGACCUGAGCUUCCAAUUAAUCUACGCGACUGGCAAUCUCAGCAGCGGUGCUCUACCGACAGCAAUUGCAUCAUCGUCAAUGUCUCUGACGCUACCGGCCCUCGUAGCCAUAUUGACAUUCAUGUUGUGGUAA
Aureobasidium uvarum is the source of this 567-nucleotide messenger RNA. Lineage: Eukaryota; Fungi; Ascomycota; Dothideomycetes; Dothideales; Saccotheciaceae. The record is from the annotation of a GenBank genome assembly.